Molecule: messenger RNA, 573 nt
Organism: Acanthosepion pharaonis
Lineage: Eukaryota; Metazoa; Mollusca; Cephalopoda; Sepiida; Sepiidae
Source: the annotation of a GenBank genome assembly
AUGCAUAUCAUAUUUGCCUUGUCUAAGCGAGUUUUUCGGAACACUUGUGCAUAUCUAUCUAUCUAUCUGUCUGCCUGUUCCUAUCUAUCUAUCUAUCUAUCUAUCUAUCUCAUUCAGUUUAUCUAUCUAUCUAUCUAUCUAUCUAUCUAUCUAUCUCAUUCAGUUUAUCUAUCUAUCUAUCUAUCUAUCUAUCUAUCUAUCUAUCUAUCUAUCUAUCUAUCUAUCUAUCUCAUUCAGUUUAUCUAUCUAUCUAUCUAUCUAUCUAUCUAUCUAUCUAUCUAUCUAUCUAUCUAUUUCAGUCAAUUCAUGACUUUCUCUCUCGCUCGAUCUAUCUGUAAAAUAUCUAUGUCGCUUCGAUCGAUUUUUCAACGUUUCUUUCUUUCUUUUCCUGUUUUUUUUUUCACUUCUUUCUUUUCUUUUUUCCAUCUUUCUUUUUCCUUCUUGUGUUCUUUUUCUUUUUUCUUCUUUCCUUCUUCCCCACUUUCAUUGUUUUUCUUCUUUCUUUCUUUCUUUCUUUCUUUCUUUCUUUCUUUCUUUCUUUCUUUCUUUCUUACACACACGCACACGGAUUAA